GCCACGGUCCCAGCUUGCCCUGCGCGGGCCAACGAGAGCAAAUCCAGUGACUCACCUCCGCCGCGCUAACUCCUCGUUCGCUCGCGCCUCACACACGCUCACACCCGGCUCGAGAUGGCGGCGGCCGCGGCAGCGGCGGGGGACUCCGACUCCUGGGACGCGGACACGUUCUCGGUGGAAGACCCGGUGCGGAAGGUCGGGGGCGGCGGCACCGCCGGCGGAGACCGCUGGGAAGGCGAGGACGAGGACGAGGACGUGAAGGAUAACUGGGAUGACGAUGAUGAAGAAAAAAAAGAGGAAGCAGAAGUAAAACCAGAAGUAAAAAUUUCAGAAAAGAAAAAAAUAGCAGAGAAGAUAAAAGAGAAAGAACGACAACAGAAGAAAAGGCAAGAAGAAAUUAAAAAGAGGUUAGAAGAACCUGAAGAACCUAAAGUACUAUCACCAGAAGAACAGUUAGCAGAUAAACUACGGCUAAAGAAAUUACAGGAAGAGUCAGACCUUGAAUUAGCAAAAGAAACUUUUGGUGUUAAUAAUACAGUUUAUGGAAUAGAUGCUAUGAACCCAUCUUCAAGAGAUGAUUUCACAGAGUUUGGAAAAUUACUAAAAGAUAAAAUUACACAAUAUGAGAAGUCACUAUAUUACGCCAGUUUUUUGGAAGCCUUAGUUCGAGAUGUGUGUAUUUCAUUGGAAAUCGAUGAUUUGAAAAAGAUAACCAAUUCAUUGACUGUACUUUGCAGUGAAAAACAGAAGCAGGAAAAGCAAAGCAAAGCCAAAAAGAAGAAGAAAGGUGUGGUUCCUGGAGGGGGAUUAAAGGCCACCAUGAAAGACGAUCUGGCAGAUUAUGGUGGUUAUGAUGGAGGAUAUGUACAAGACUUUGAAGACUUCAUGUGACAUUUUACCUUCUCUGGUGUCUUUCUGUUGCCCACAAUCCCUUCAACAUGUAGCACAACUUCCUUUCCUUUCAGUUCUGCCAAAUGCUACAAUCAGAAGUGCAGUAUCUUUUGUGCUGGUUAUUUAACCCCUUGACUCUUAGGUGCUAAUGUGCAAAUGAGGGAACUUGGAUCUUGCUGCCAAGGGGUUAAAAUUGGGAACCUCAGUUGCUACUAAAUCAUAGUUUUAAAAUCAAUUCUAAUAAUGUUGUCAUUGUUGCUGUCUGAUUCCAUAGCAACAGUUACUAAAUUGGAAACAAAGGUUGCAACAUGACAAAAAAAAUUGUGUAGUAUUUACCAGCACCAUUCAGUAAUACAGCCUUAACCAUACCUCCUUGAACUACUUCAUAACUUGUCAAGAAAAGCAGUUUGCAGCAAGGGCAUGUGGUGUGCACCUAGUAUUAAAAUUGCUUUGUCUUAAAAUUGAGCGUGAGGAUAUUAAAAAAAAUUGUGGAGAAGACUUAUCUCAGUGAAGAUACGACGGCUGCAAAGCACUAGUUUGAAACUUAAAAAUUAAGUGACCAAAAUCCUCCAACUUUGAAGCUGAAGAAGGUAAACCUCUCCAUUAUUGCGUUAUAAGUUGUGGAAUCUCUUGACUGCAUAAACUGUCCAGUUCUUUAUAUUUAUCAACUAUUCUACUGAUGGAGUGCUUCAUACGGGGGAGGGAAACCCUUUACCUGUUUUAUUUGCCUGAUUUUAAGUGUCUGAGAAACAAAUCUCCUUUGUUCUCCUAGGCUGCAAUGAAACAAUUUAACAGGGUUUUGGCAUUUCCUUUCCUUUAUAAAACAUGCUCAGCAAACUGCACCAGUUACUACAGUUUGGUAAAUUGUUAUGUUAACAAUUAUGACAUCUGCAAUGUUUUAUAAAGCAACUAAUUUAAUAAAAUCACUAUUGUGAGGACUUAAAUUUGUGUUACCUCCCAAGAGAUAUUUUUGAAGAAUAUAGAACACAGCUCUUGGGACUAGAGUUCUCUAAUACUUGUAACACUUAGUAAAUGUGUGACAGGUAGUUACAGCAUUACAACAAAAAUGAUUUGCUGGGUCCUUAAUAGUGUUACCUUUGAGCAACAAUGGUAUAUAAAAAAACUGCCUUUUUAUUUAUUUUGGGAAAUUUAUCUGUUUAGGUACCAAGGCCUAACUAUCUAAAAACUAUUUAUUUGGAGUAAUUGAGCUUAUAACUCAGGUUAUGGCUGUAAACAGACUGGGUGAUGAUCUUUAUAUUAUAUAUUGUCUUUCAAGUGAUUUAACCAAAUUUGUGGUUGGAGUUUUAUUUUUUUAACUGUCACAAUCAAAAAUAGGGAUGGAAUUUAAAGUGAUUUUAAUUUCUCCAUAGGAAAUAAGGAGCCGAAAGCUCUGUAGACCACUAAGUGGAAGAACAGGACCAUCUAAAUGAUUUUAAGAUUAACAAAGCAGUGACUACACAGCAAUAAUUAUAACAAAAAUUAUUUUAAGGCAGACAAGGGCUAAGAUUUCCUUAGCAGUAAUAAUGAUAAAUGAAUUUAAAAUCUAUUUUAUUAUAGAGAUCAGUUUCUAACAAAUGGAAAUGUAUCAUCUGUUCCUUAACUGUGUAAAUAAUAUUAAAUUCCUUUGAAACUGGAA
Condylura cristata (star-nosed mole) is the source of this 2527-nucleotide messenger RNA. It is a transcript of the gene EIF3J, whose product is annotated as eukaryotic translation initiation factor 3, subunit J. The record is from RefSeq and is a predicted model, not a curated record. NCBI's taxonomy places the organism in Eukaryota, Metazoa, Chordata, Mammalia, Eulipotyphla, Talpidae. Gene Ontology annotation, cellular component: eukaryotic translation initiation factor 3 complex; cytoplasm. The transcript is spliced from 8 exons. The coding region runs from base 115 to 891 and encodes 258 amino acids. Gene Ontology annotation, molecular function: translation initiation factor activity.